GAGUUUCAAGUAAGUAUGCGUCUUGAAUGGGCGCAGGCUAAGGCUCGCGCGGAACGGUGGCGAGAGAACGAACGGUUGGUUCUCGAAGAGAUGCGCCAGGUAAUCGAGUUCUGCGGUGACAGGGCGGCAUGGUGGCGACGUCAGAAGCGUCGUAGGUCUGAUAUUGACCCCGCCCUUCAGAGAGGGCUGUCAAUAUAUGCUAAGAAGCAAGCAGCCGUCUCUGGAAACUUGGCCGCAAGGUGCGCCUCCUUUUGGGUCAACUAUCUCAAAAAACUCGGCCCGCUUCCUUCUUGG
Molecule: messenger RNA, 294 nt
Organism: Dichomitus squalens LYAD-421 SS1
Lineage: Eukaryota; Fungi; Basidiomycota; Agaricomycetes; Polyporales; Polyporaceae
Exons: 1
Source: RefSeq, a predicted model, not a curated record